Messenger RNA from Cetraspora pellucida, 747 nucleotides. NCBI's taxonomy places the organism in Eukaryota, Fungi, Glomeromycota, Glomeromycetes, Diversisporales, Gigasporaceae. The record is from the annotation of a GenBank genome assembly.
AAUGAAAAUGAAAGUAAUAAUUUUGUUUCAGUUUGGGCAAUUGGCAUAUAUUCCGUAGAAUGUGAGGAAUGUGAAAUUGAAAUAAUAUUAUUUGUAGCAAUUGAUCUGAAAAAGAGAGAUUUUGAUAUACAAGCUGUUUUUGAAAAGAAUGAAUUUUAUUCAGUUGGGGGUAAAAUUGUACCUAGAAGAUAUAAUAAUAUUGCUCAAGAAAUACCAAGAGAGGUUAGUGAUGACGAGAAUGCUGUAUUUGAUGUACUUGUAAGUAAUUAUGCUGGUCAAGAUUAUAAGUUUACUGUGAAGGUUGCUUAUCUAUACCUUGAGCCAAGAUUUAGUUAUAUUAAGAAUGUUAUUCGAUCACAAGAGUCUAUCGUUUUUGUGGUUGGUCAGAUGGAAUUGAUUGAUGAUGGUUUUUUUAUAUAUGCAAAAGAUAUUAAUAAUAUAGAUAUUAAUAAGAUAAAGAUUUCUGAUGACAAGAAAGUAGUUGAAAAUAAAUUAUCGGAUGAACCACAAUCUCCAAAGCAUUUAAGAACUGAUUACAUGAAUGAACAAGAUUUAUUAAGUGUUGAAAAUGCUAAUUAUCUAGAAGAACAGUUUGAUCGAAAAGAAAAAGUCGAAAAAAAAUUGACAAGUAAUGUCAACAAAAGUCAAAUGAAAUCUGGAUAUGAUGGGGAAAAGGACAAGGUUCAUUUAACUCGUAGUACAACUCGCAAUAGUGAUAAAUUAACUGAUUCUAUUGAUGAAGAAUAA